CAACGGUCGGCAACAAUGGCGGCAAAGAUGGGGAGAAUUGAGAAACGCAACGCGAACGAAAAUUCUGGCGUGCCAAUGAGAGGUAGAGUAGAAACUUGCGCGACACGAACAAAGCAAUUCAGAAGAUCGAAAGAUCGUGAGAAAAUUGUAGAGAGAGAAGGUUCAAUGGUGUUGUGGGAGAUAACACUCGGAAUUGCGUGUUUCUUAGGUCUGAAGCGAACUUACAGGCACACGCUUUCAGGAUUCAGCGAAAUCGUAAGCGCUGAGUACCCUUUGAUCCGUCAAUUUCUUAACAGACGAACCAGACUUUAUAUUGCGAUGGCUGGGUCGAAUGAAGCCGUCGCCUCAGAUACGUGGUCCCUUACCUUCAAAUGGUAGUAGGUCAAGAGAAAGAGUGGGAAAGCAUUUUUCAGCAGUUGGCAGCUCCAACCAGAAGGCUUAUGGAAUGUUCACCUCAUUAAGGACGAAGCAUUUUCCUUCCAUGACAAGGAUUAUGCGACCGUUCAUUCCUGCUAGAUAAGAAGAAAAAGGCAAAAAAAAAAGAGGUUGAAAAAAUUGUCUGUUAAAUUGGUAAUUCUGUUGUUUUUCGUGUUUCUGGACUCAGGAGCUAAGCCGUUUCCGGGGAAAAGCAUGUACAGCAUGAACUCUAAAUGCAGCGCUGGGGAUUGCCAAAUAUUCUGGAUGUUAUGGUCUUCACCAUUGCCACCGCAGUUUCUUUGAAACUGCUCAAGGUCUAGGGUUCUAUUUAACUUCUGCACCUGAGCUUUUAUAUUUAAGAGUGCUUAUAGAUAUUGAGCUAGGUGAUAGAAAUGGAAGCAAAAAUCGCAAAGGAAUUGAAUAGGGUUGCACUCAAUCUGAAGCGCAAGCAAGCGACCCGAUAUGCUGCACAUUUAAGUGGAGCUUCCCAACCAAUGUUAGGGCAUUGGUCAUCUCUUACGUCACCAGCAAGCAGGGCUGUCAAACGCAUGAGAUUGGGUGGAUAUAGAAACAGGCUGACAAAUGCUGGUCGUCAUAUUGGACGGUCCUUAGCUAGGCGUUUUUUGAAUUAUAAAAAGAGUGGGAGACUGGAGCGUUUGAUGUUCUAUGAGAAUGGGGAAUGGUUGGACUUUCCAAAGGAUGUUGUUGACUUGGUUAAGAAGGAUCUUGAAGUCAAGAAGGCAGCUGUGGAGAUAGAGUCAAAUGGGUAUCAUCUUUUGUUUGAUUUUUUACAUCUGCAUAAGGUGGACCUUAAAACUGGCUUGCAACAACCUAUAGCUUUGAUUGAUGCGGCAGGGUGGUGUUUUUCCCCCGAAAUCUAUGCUGCUUCUGAUGAAGAACCUUAUAAUUUGAGCAAACAGGAAUGUGGAAGAAGUCCGGACUCAUAUGCAUCUAACGAAAUAAAAUUACAUUUAGAAGUUGACAUAAAUGGAGUGGAUCAAUCCAGGUUGAGUGAGUGCAGUGGGGAGUCCAAUGCUCUAGUUAAGGGUAUUCAAAUUGAUACUAAACAAAACUGCUGUCAAUAUGAUGUAGAAGUUGAAGAUAGCAUUAACAAAAAGGACUGUGGAAAUGUUGGUGAAGACAUUCAGCAACAUCAAGACAUAGAUUUAGAUGCUUAUACUGAAUCAGUAUAUGGAAUAUUGGAUCUGAAUUCUGUACAAAAGAUGUUUCUUAAGGGAAUGAGUAGUUUUGGCAGUACUGAUUCUGACAUAUUUGAGAUUUACCAAUGCUCAGGUGCGUCAAUGCAAGCACGAUGGGAGCUGUUCCAGAAGCAAGCUGAAAUUAGCAAAAAGAAUCAUGGGGAAGCUAACAUUCAGUAUGAUUGGCUUGCUUCUUCUAAAGGAGAACUAUCUACAAUGAUGAACUAUGGACUAAGUCAUUAUGGACUAUCUGGAUCAAAGUGCACAUAUGACAUUGGUGUUCAUCUUGCUGCUGUUACUUGCCCUGAUGCCAGGUCCCUUACCUUCAAAUGGUAGUAGGUCAAGAGAAAGAGUGGGAAUGCAUUUUGCAGCAGGUGGCAGCUCCAACCAGAAGGCUUAUGGAAUGUUCACCUCAUUAAGGACAAAGCAUUUUCCUUCCGUGACAAGGAUUAUGCGACCAUUCAUUCCUGCUUGGACUACCAUCCAUGGCAGGCAAUUCAGUGCCUCUACGCCUCAAAUUGUUGGAUCAAAUUACAGAGUGAAUUGCUCUUGUGGUGUUAUUAGGAAGGACAUUAUGCAGUGGAUGCUGCAUGAUAACCUUCCCUCUGCCAGCUGAUAUUGGAAACUGAUGGUGUUAGAAUUCGCAAAUUUGUUACCUUUGUUGUUGUCUCAUUGGUUUUUGUAUAGUCCAGUGGUUAUGCAUUUGUUCUCAGUUUUAAUUAAAAGAACUAGUUGUUAUUUGUUAAUAUAUAUCACGGAUAAUCUUCCUGUUCAGUGAAUAAUGAUAGUGGAGAUUUUUUUUUUUGUAGGCAAAGAAAAAUUCUUUAGAACCGAAGCCUGUUCAACGAAUAGCUACUGAAUAUUGUCCUGAAUCUUCUAGCUUCCAUCUCCAUGUAUCUAUUUGAUUUUUCUUCAACUUAGCGAAAUC
This is a messenger RNA of Glycine soja, 2544 nucleotides long. Its product is annotated as inactive poly [ADP-ribose] polymerase RCD1-like. The record is from RefSeq and is a predicted model, not a curated record. The transcript is spliced from 5 exons. The coding region runs from base 810 to 1952 and encodes 380 amino acids. Lineage: Eukaryota; Viridiplantae; Streptophyta; Magnoliopsida; Fabales; Fabaceae.